Messenger RNA from Trichoderma gamsii, 9423 nucleotides. Its product is annotated as beta-ketoacyl synthase domain-containing protein. Gene Ontology annotation, biological process: fatty acid biosynthetic process; secondary metabolite biosynthetic process. The record is from RefSeq and is a predicted model, not a curated record. Lineage: Eukaryota; Fungi; Ascomycota; Sordariomycetes; Hypocreales; Hypocreaceae. The transcript has 8 exons. Bases 1 to 9423 code for a protein of 3140 amino acids. Gene Ontology annotation, molecular function: fatty acid synthase activity; oxidoreductase activity; phosphopantetheine binding.
AUGCGGUCUCAAGGGCCAGUUCCUAUUGCCAUUAUCGGCAUGGGCUGCCGAUACCCUGGUGGAGCCAAUAGCCCAGAAGAACUAUGGAAUGUUGUUUCUGAGGGUCGAAGCGGUUGGAGUGACGUCCCAUCAGAUAGAUUCAACCAUCAGGCAUUCUAUCACCCUGAUCCAGAGAUUCCAGGCACUAUUAACCAAAAAGGAGGACACUUCAUAGAUCAAGACAUUGCUACUUUUGAUGCUGGAUUCUUUGGAAUAGCGCAACAAGAAGCAGAUACACUCGAUCCCCAGCAGCGAGUUGUUUUAGAGACUACUUGGGAGGCAGUCGAGAAUGCAGGCAUUCCGAUGCAUAAGUUUAAGGGGUCGGACACGGGAAUCUUUGUUGCCAUGUUCGGUCAUGACUUUGCACAGAUAAUACACAAAGAUCCAGAAGCUGUUUCCAAAUAUCACAAUCUCGGUGUGGCUCGGCCAUUGCUGGCGAACCGUGUUUCUUACGUCUUUGACCUUCAAGGCCCUUCAGUCAUGGUAGAUACUGCCUGCUCUGGUAGCUUGGCUGCUAUCAGCUUAGCAUGCCAAAGUCUGCGAUCUGGAGAGACAUCCACGGCAUUAGCAGGUGGUGUGAAUCUGGUAUUCUCUCCUGACCAGAUGGCGUUAAUGUCAAUGACUGGACUAUUCAAUGAUCAAGGAAGAUCUUAUACGUUUGACGACCGCGGUAACGGCUAUGGCCGCGGAGAGGGUGUAGGAAUGGUAAUCCUCAAGCGAUUGGACGAUGCCAUCCGAGAUGGGGACAGCGUGCGAGCCAUUAUACGGAAUUCAGGAAUCAACUCUGAUGGCCGUACAAACGGAAUAAUGCUGCCUAAUCAGGACGCGCAAGAGCGUCUUGCGAAACGCCUCUUCCAAAAUCUUCCCUUCAAGCCCUCUGACGUGCAAUACGUAGAGGCUCAUGGCACAGGAACCAAAGCUGGCGACAAAGUGGAAAUAAAUACGAUCCGGAACGUGUUUUGCGAAGACCGCGAUGGACAAGAUCCCGUCUUCGUGGGCGCUACAAAGCCAAACAUUGGACAUUCUGAAGCUGCCAGCGGCACGGCGGGCCUCAUUAAGACAGUCAUGGCGAUGGAGAAGGGCUUCAUUCCCCCGAACAUACUACUAGAGAAUUUCAAGCCCGGAUUGGAACCUGAUGGGCAGUAUAUGAAGAUUGCGCGGUCACUCACGCCUUGGCCAACCACGCCGUCUACGCGGAAAGCGGUAGUCAACAGCUUUGGGUUUGGAGGCACAAAUGCCAUGUUGCUUCUAGAAUCAGCUCAUGGCUAUGAUGGAGUCACUAACCAUGAAAAUGGAAAUGCGGCUACGGAAAACGGCACACAAAACGGUACAUUAAACGGCAACAUAAAUGGCAAUACCGAUAUGAAGAAAAAUGGAAAGACGAUUCCGCAUUUUUUCCCAAUAUCUGCUAGAUCCGAAUAUUCUCUACAGAGUGCCAUCAAGGAUCUUGGCGAAUAUUUGAAGCGUCACCCCGACGUUCGGCUCGAUCACCUUUCUCACACCUUGGUUAAACGGAGAUCAAAAUUCCAGUGGCGCUCUAGUAUUAUUGCCGAAGACAUUGAUUCCUUGCUUCAGGGCCUUGGCGCAAAGGACUUGGCACGAAACAAGGCGUCUAACAAACUAGCAAACGCCUUUGUCUUCACCGGGCAGGGCGCGCAGUGGGCAAGAAUGGGCUAUACUCUUCUACAGUCUGAACACACGGCUUUUGCUCGAUCAGUGGCAAUCUCAGAAAAGUUACUCAAGGGAUUCGGCGCACAAUGGAGUCUGACCGAGGAGCUAUCUCGAGACGACUCUUCAAGCCGUCUGAACAAUAGUGAAUAUGGUCAGCCGGCAAGCACCGCUGUGCAGAUAGCUCUUGUUGAUCUUUUGAAGAGUUGGAAUGUCUUGCCUGCGGCGGUAGUUGGCCACUCCAGCGGUGAAAUAGCCGCUGCAUAUGCCGCUGGUGCCAUCUCUCAGAGUGCGGCAAUGUUUGCAUCGUACCACAGAAGCUUCUUGGCUGAAAAAUCGAAACAACGUUCAGAUCAAAGCGGAACGAUGAUGGCUGUCGGCCUUGGAAACGAGGAUGCGCAGAAGUAUAUCGAGAAAUUCGACAUUCAGGGUGUUACGGUGGCUUGUAUCAACAGCCCUUCUAGUGUUACAGUAUCUGGUGACUUGAGUGGAAUCGUGGCUUUGAAGGAUGCCCUCGACGCUGACGGAGUUUUUAAUCGCCGUCUUAAAGUUGAUACUGCGUAUCACUCUCAUCAUAUGCAACUUGUAAGCUCCGACUAUCUGCAGGAACUGGAGGGACUCGAAUCAGGACCGGUAGACACUGCCAUCCGCUAUUUCUCGAGUGUCACAGAGCAAGAGAAGUUUGAUGGCUUCGGAGCCUCAUACUGGGUAGACAACUUGGUAUCGCCUGUCCGAUUCUGCGGCGCUUUACGAACCUUGUAUCGAGAAUUGAGGCAGUCAGCAGUCAACAUUAUUGAAAUCGGCCCGCACGCAGCUUUGUCAAGCCCAAUCAAGCAGACACUGGCGGACCUUCAAGCCGAUGGUUCUUCAUACAACUACAUUCCAACGUUGGUUCGUGGCGAAAACAGUAUCAAAUCUCUCAUGAACACAGGAUCAGCUCUAUUCCGCAGUGGCAAUGACCAUCUCGAUAUUGGGGCUGUCGCUGCACUCUGCAGACCGAAGUCAUCCUCCCUAAGAGUUUUACGAGACUUGCCAUCCUACCACUGGAAUCACACAGAAACCCACUGGAUGGAAUCGAGAUUAAGUCGCGAGUAUAGGUGUAGAAAACACCCUUCGCACGAUCUGCUAGGCUCUCGAGUCAUUGCAUCGCCGGACAGUCAGCCCAGCUGGCGGAUACUUCUGAGCACCGAAAGAUUACCGUGGCUACAAGACCAUGUUGUCGACAACUUCAUCGUCUUUCCCGCUGCUGGAUACAUGACAAUGGCAAUUCAGGCGAUACAACAACUGGACCAGGACCGUCGACAAGACUUCAAGCCUAAAGGCUAUAGAAUAAAGAAUGUCUCUUUCAAGAAGACUUUGACUAUUCCCAAAGACGACACAUCGGUCGAGACAAUCUUAACAUUCCAAUAUUCUGAUACAAACGAGAAUUGGAAUUUCUCCGUCUCCUCAAUGUCAGAUCAAGGCAAAUGGCAAGACCACUGCAACGGCACGAUAUCCGCCGUGUUUGACAAUGACAAGGAUGAGAUUGAGCAACAACGCGAAGCAGAGUUUGAUCGCAAGUCUCAAGCAUCUCGCUUGGAAGACGCGGCCGCAGCUUGCACCAACGUCAUUUCACACAAGGAGUUAUACGCUCAGAUGGCGGCAACAGGCAAUCAAUAUGGACCUUCUUUUGCCAUCAAUAACGAGGUCCGGAUGACAGCAUUUCAAUCUUUAAAUGACCUUGUUAUCCCAGAUAUCGCUGCCAAGAUGCCCAGUGGAUAUAUGCAGCCGCAUCUCAUUCAUCCCACAACGCUCGAUGGCAUCAUUCAGUCUUGUCUUCCUGUGUUUCAGCAGCAUUCCAAUAAAGGCUCGGUGAUGCCCAUUUUUAUUAGCGACAUAUUCAUUUCCGCAAGCAUCGCCAAUCAAGCUGGUAAUCAUCUUCAAACGUUGUGUAACUUAAGUAACGUCUUUCCCACGUCGACAAACUUUAGUACCGCAGUCUUCCAGACAGAGAAUAAUGGCACACCACAGUGCGUUCUAACUAUGAAUGGUGGCGAGAUUCGCGUUGUCGGAGAGGCUCAAUCUACUGAAGUGCUUCACAACGAUAACAUCUUUAAGAUGGAAUGGGGAGUUGACAGCUCUUCAAUUACGCCCGAAAUGUUGGAACGCGUUCAAAUUCCCUUACAGUCCGACGAAGCUGGGAUAACACAGGCAGAGAAAGUCAAUCUCACUUUUGUUGCUUGCGCCCGGUAUAUCGACUGGGCUGUCAGGGAAAUGCAUGAGCGUGGAUUAGCAGUAAAAGACGACCACAGAGUCAACUGGUGGCGGCUUUUGAAGAAUUUUGUCAGUUCAGAGAUGGGCAAGUCGCUCAUCGAAAAGAGCCCCAGCACUAAAGAGGAGCUGGACAAGCUUACAUCCAGACUUGGAGUCGAAGGAGAGGCUGUAGCUCGAAUCGGACCGGAAUUGGUUCCUCUGUUGACAGGCCAAACAGAUCCCCUCACUCACUUCUUGAAAGACGAUCUCCUGUUUCGUGUAUACCAUUCUGAUGAAGGAGCCCGACCUAACCAGUACAUGGCCGACUACGUCAAAAUGUUGACUUUCCAAAGACGAGAUUUGCGCAUCUUGGAAAUCGGCGCUGGAACUGGCGGUACGACUUAUCGAAUUCUGAAAGCAUGUAGCCCCAAUGGCGAAAGCUUCUGCUCGGAAUACAUGUACACCGACAUAUCCUCCGGAUUCUUUGAGGCUGUGCGAACAGACCGAUUAAAAGACUGGGCGCACCUAUUGACGUUUCAGACUCUGGAUCUGGAAAAGGAUGCAGCGAGUCAAGGGUUCAAAGAACAAUCAUAUGAUCUAGUCGUUGCGGCCAACGUUGUCCACGCAACACGGUCUUUGAACAAGUCAAUUCGGACAAUCCACAAGCUACUAAAGCCUGGCGGUGUCCUUGGCCUUGUAGAACUUACUACGUCAACGCCGUACAUCAACAUGACUUUUGGCUCUAUCCCGGGCUGGUGGGCUGGUGUUGACGAAGGCCGGACUGACAGCCCACUGCAGUCUGCUGAGCAGUGGAACGUGCAUCUACAGAAAGCCGGUUUCUCUGGCGUUGAUUUAGCUGCCUAUGAUCUGCCGGAACCUGAGAGACAUUGUGCUCUAUUGUUAUCAACUGCACUUGCACUUCCUUCUGCGACAAAUGGACAUGUUCCUUCUCACUUCAAGAUAUUAGAUGCUUUUGCUGAUGAUGAAAGCCCAUCAUAUAACUCAUUCUCUGUGAAAUUUGCAAAUGGCUUGACUGAGAAAGGCUUCGGGGCUUCUUUGGAGCAAUGGACUAAUGCUGAAGUCAACUGCUCAAGCUCUUACAUCAUUCUUGAUUCUGCAAAACAGCCUCUUCUAACAAAAGCGUCUACUGAGCAAUUUACCAGUAUCACUCGCCUACUAUCCAAAGCUACUAAAGUAUAUUGGGUCAUCUUCGCUGCAAACGACGAUGAUGGCAUUUCACCAGACAAUGCACUAAUCACAGGAGUCUCACGAACGGCACGAAAUGAGAAUCCCCACCUUGACUGCUUCACUAUUGAUGUGCAAGACUCUCUGGAACAGCACGCUGAUCGGAUACAGAAUGCACUCUUAGACUUCGUUCACACCACCGAAACCAGAAUCAGGAAAAAUGAACCGAGGGAGUUUGAGCUCAUGUAUAGAGAUGGGAAAAUGCAAAUCCAACGCUUUGUCGCUGACAAUAAGCUAUCAAAAGCUGUUUCCACCAGUUCUGAUGUUACAGAGACUGAAGAAACAACUUUCCAUCAAGCCGAUCGACGUCUGAAGAUCCAUGUCGACAAACCCGGCCUGUUAAAUAGCCUGGUAUUUAUUGACGAUGACUCUUCCACUCUCGGUCCCGAUGAAGUUGAAAUCAAGUCUUACGCCUGGGGCCUCAACUUUUCAGACGUCUUCAUUGCCCUAGGCCAACUACCACCCACGCAACCCAUGGUUGGCGAAAGCGCUGGAAUUAUCACGGCUAUUGGUUGCAACUUUGCAUCACAAUUCAAGCUUGGCGAUCGAGUAACAGCCAUGUUUGGCACUCCUUACGCAAGUCGGACGAGAACAAAUGGUCAUUUGGUCCAUCGCAUACCCGAUAACCUGUCAUUCACAGAUGCCGCUUCAAUUCCAUUAACAUUUGCGACAGCUUACUACUCGCUCUUUGACUCCGCCAAUCUUCGCCAGGGCCAGACAAUACUAAUACACUCUGCUUCCGGUGCAUUGGGUCAAGUAGCCAUAAAGAUUGCUCAAAGACUUGGAGCAACAAUAUUUGCAAGUGUUGGAAGUGCAUCCAAGCGGCAACUACUCAUCGAGCAGUACGGCAUCCCUGAGAGUCACAUCUUCAGCAGUCGCACAACCGAUUUCGCAGCAGGGGUCAAUCGGCUUACCAAUGGAACUGGCGUAGACGUGGUUCUAAACUCUCUAUCAGGGCCCAUGCUUCACGCUUCGUGGGAAUGUGUCGCUGCCUUUGGAACGUUUGUCGAAGUUGGCAAGACGGAUAUUUCCCGACGCAGCCAGCUGAGCAUGAAGCCAUUUGAGAGAAACUUGCGAUUCAUGAGCGUGGAUCUUGUUGGACUUUCGAAACAGCGACCGGCUGAGUGCCAAAAGUUGCUGCAGAGAAUCUUUGCUGAUUUUGACGCCGGACUAUUUACGCCACUCUCUGUUACCGCAAUGCCAAUAGGCGAUAUUGAGAAGGCUUUCAGAUUGAUGCAGAGCAGGAAGCAUACCGGAAAGAUUGUAUUAGAAGCCACAGAUAGUUCGACUGUUGAAGCCAAAGAGCAGCCAUUCCGACUACAUUCUGACGGAACUUAUAUCAUUGUAGGUGGGCUGGGAAGUCUGGGAAAGCAUCUGUGCCGCCAUCUCCAGGAGAAAGGCGCGAGGCAUAUUGCAUUAUUCACACGACAGAGUUACCAAAAGGUUGCCAAGGCAGAGAUGGAGAAAGAGCUGACAGCAGUUCCAGAAGCUACUGUUAGGAUUAUAACGUGCGAUGUGGGUGAUGCGAAAAUGGUACAGCAAGUAGCCGCAGAACUGUCUCGAUCUAUGCCGCAGGUACGAGGUAUUCUCCAUGGCGGCAUGGUACUUUCGGACCGGACACUGUCGCAGAUAACACAAAAGGAUUUUGAGAUUGCUCUUUUGCCUAAGUAUCACGGCACAGUCAACAUCUACAACGCCUUUUACCAUAAAGACGUCGAUUUCUUUGUCAAUCUUUCGUCCCUCUGCGGCAUCGUUGGUACGCUGGGACAGUCCAAUUACGCUGCAGGAGGCACGUACCAGGACAUGUUCACUCACGCCCAAGUCUCUGCCGGUUAUACGAAGUUUGCGACUAUUGACUUUCCACUAAUCAAAAGCACGUAUACAGUCACACAGGAGCACACGCACUCCUUAGGUAGACAAGGUGUUCAGCUUCUCCCUAUUGAGACUGCUCUCCCAGUUGUUGACUAUGUGAUGAGCGGGAAGGCAUUCAAAGAUGGCAAUCACCAAAUAGCAUUUGGGCUUGAUCCACAGUCAUUCAUCAACCAAACAACGCCAGGUGGUAGAGUGCCGCCGCUUGUGUCUCACAUAUUGUCUUCUCAUAACAGAGGCCCCGCGCACCAAACAGGACAAGCGGAUGAACGUACAGCGGAAGAAAAAGUCGCUGUUGCAUCAACAAUUGAAGAGGCAGAGCAGCUGAUACUGACUGCAAUUAGAGAGAAAAUAGCCUCACUUACUGUCCUUGAGUCUCAAGAACUUGAUCUGGAUCAAGCCGUUGCCAAUAUGGGCCUCGACUCUCUUGUUGCGACCGAGAUCAAGAACUGGAUUACCAACAAGCUACAAGCCCCAGCCCAAACUUCUGACAUUUUGGAUGCCCCAAGCCUGCGGUCACUUGCGUCUUUUGUCACAAAAAGCUCUGUCCUCGUGAAGAACAAGUUCAAGCCGGAGGGUAUUAACGGACAUAGUGAGACAAAGGCAGAUACGAAUGACGAUAGCAACAGUGUAAAACAAGUCUCUCUUCCCAAAUAUCCCAUGCAAACUUUGGAGGGAACAUUGGAGAUAUUCCUCGAUUCCGUGGGCCAUAUCGCCAAUGCUGAAGAGCUAUCGCGCACUCGAGAAGCGAUCAACGCGUUCCAAGACCCCGACGGACUGGGCCAAAAACUGCAAGCGAGGCUUAAAAACAUGUCAGGUGGUGAAGGCGAGAAUAAUGAGGUUGUGGACAUGUAUGUCAGAAACAAGUGGCUUCGUGGGCGAGACUGGCGACCCAGACUUCGAAACUUUUUUGCGACUCUUCCUGGACAAGAUACAGCUCGACAGCCGCAGGCACAACAAGCAGCACAGCUUUCGCUCGCGGGUUAUGCGUAUAAAUUGGCACUCGAUGCGGGAACAAUUAAGCAAGACUUUUAUCAUGAACAAGCAUUGGACAUGGCUACUGUUUACUGGCUAUUCAGCUCAAAUCGUACUCCAGCGCUUGGCUGCGACGGUUAUGAUCGAUUCCCAGAGAGCGAUUAUAUCAUCGCGAUGAAACGCGGACACGCAUAUAAGAUCCCUCUCACGGGCCACAACGGACAGACUGUAACAUACGAGAAGCUGAAGAAUGUCUUUGAAGCCAUUGUGCAGCAAACUCCCGAGGAAACGAAUUGGACUAGUCUACUCACCACUGCAAAUCGAGAUGAGUGGGCAAAGGCCCGUGAUGAAAUAUUGUCGGCAAGUCAAAGCGGCCGCAACUAUGUCAAGACUGUCGAAGAGUCGCUCUUUAUUAUUUACCUCGAAGAUACAGCUCCAGAGACAGCAGAUGGCCGCGCAGAUGCUUUCCUUCUCGACGACAAUUCCAACCGCUGGCUAGACAAAACCCUUUCAUUUGUGGUUUGUCGUAACGGCGUAUCUGCUAUCUGGGGCGAGCACACCAUGGUCGACGGCACUACAUUCGGCGGUCUAAUAAAAGCUCUCAACUCGCCAGCUGUCGAACAGGUGGAGCUAUCUAAUGGCUCAACUACUUCCAACUCGGUGCUUGAUGGUGACUUUACAUAUCUCGAAUUCACACUGCCAACAACUCUGUCAAAGAUCAUCCCUGCUCUCCAAACUCAGCAUCAGUCAGCUCAUGACGGCUAUACUCUCGCCAACCUAAACCAGACAUCUUACGCAGCCUCUUAUCUCAGACAUCAAAAGCUUCCACCUAAGACAGUCAUCCAGCUCCUGAUCCAGGUAGCUGUUCGCCGUCUCUUCGGAUACAACCCCUCAGGAGCGGUGGACGUCAUCUCGCAGCGCCCAUUCCGUGGUGGACGAACAGACAUGAUCUACGUGAUGACGCCGCCUGUGGAAGCAUUUUGCGCCGCAGCUGAAGACUCAAAUAUCAGUGGUGUCGAAAAGCGAAGACUCUUCUUGGAAGCUGUAAAGUCGCACGCGCGGCUGGUAGCGCUGUCAACUCGCGGAAGAGGAUUUAGGUGGCAUCUGAUGGCACUUCGCGAGAUGUUGGAGCCUGGCGAAGAGCUGCCUAUUUUCUACAAGGACGAGGUGUUCAGAAGGACAAGCGAGAGACCAGUCUGCACCAGCUUCACAGAAUUCGGACUGCCGGAGAUGGGCAGGUGUCAGCCUCAUAAGGAGGACGUAUGGGUUGGUGUCCAAGUCUUUGACGAGAAGGUGCAAUUCACUGUAAUUAACGGUGAGAGAAAGUCGGCAGAGUUUGUGGAGCAUUUAAAGGCGGCUGGUGAGAUUGUCAGAGGCAUUAUAGAGGCCGCAUGA